Messenger RNA from Eublepharis macularius, 1032 nucleotides. Its product is annotated as corticoliberin-like. Gene Ontology annotation, biological process: negative regulation of epinephrine secretion; positive regulation of cortisol secretion; negative regulation of glucagon secretion. The record is from RefSeq and is a predicted model, not a curated record. Gene Ontology annotation, molecular function: corticotropin-releasing hormone activity. Lineage: Eukaryota; Metazoa; Chordata; Lepidosauria; Squamata; Eublepharidae. Gene Ontology annotation, cellular component: extracellular region. The transcript has a single exon. The coding region runs from base 98 to 514 and encodes 138 amino acids.
ACCCAUAAUUGCCCUGUUUGUUAGCAUCACCUGGAGGUUGGCAACCCUUCAGGGAAGUAAUGCGUGUCUGGCUUCUCCCCUAGGCGCCGCAGAGACCAUGAUGGCCAGGAUGGUUCCCACCGCCUCCUUCCUCGUCCUCCUCUUCCUCCCGCCCAAGUCCUGCCUCCCCCUGGAGUGGCCCAGGCCAGCCCCGCCUCGCUUCACCCCCGUCGGAGCGUCCCCCCGCGGCCAGUGGCCGAGCCUUUGGGAGCCGGAGGACGAGCCCUCGAGCCCCGCAGCGGACCCAAGGCCUCUCCAGUCCUGCAAGCCCCCGGGGCCCGCGCACCUCUCCCGGCAGCAGCAGCAGCAGCGCGCAGAGCGCUCGGCCCCCUCCAGCAAGAGGCGCGACGGGCGGCCCAACUCCCUGGACUUGACCUUCCACCUGCUCCGCGAGUUCCUGGAGAUGUCCCGGGAGGAGCGUCUGGCGCAGAAAGCGCGCAGCAAUAAGAUCCUGUUGCACAACAUAGGCAAAUGAGGGGGCGGGGCCUGGGGAGGGGCGGGGCCGGCUUCUCCUUGUACAGUUUCCCAUUUUAUUCUUGCACCGGCGCAGUUGAGGGGGGAAGGUAGCAAAGUUGCCAGCUCCAGGUCGGGAGAUUCCUGGAGAUUGGGAGGGCGGCGCCUGGAGAAAGCGGGGUUUGGGGAGGGGAGUAUAAUGCCAUAGAGGUCACCUUCCAAAGCAGCCAGCCUCCCGUCUUGCCCUUCCAUACUCGUGCUGCCACCUGCCAGUGUGUCCCUCUGCAUUUGCAAGCCCCCCCUCAACAGCUGCAGUCAGACCUACCCACUCUAGGGGAACUGAUCUCUAUGGCCUGGAGAUCAGUUGUAAUUCUAGAGAUCUCCAGCCACCACCUGGAGGCUGGCAACCCUAGAGGAAGGUGGGAUUUUCUGGACUUGAGCCGGAUGCAAAGAUUUCCUCCAGAGGAUGGGUUGGGAAAGAGUCGUUCCAAAGAUUGUGUCCAGUGACUUUGCCCCAGUGAUGAAAGAGGAGCACGUUUC